UUUGCGAAGGAGUCUUCGAUCUGCCUCCUCUCUCCUCCGCUCGAUCUCUCUCGAGGGUUGCUGCCGCCGCUGAAUCCGACUAGGGUUUUCGGAGAACCUCCCUCGAUCCGCCCCCAAACCCCUCCCGAUCCCGUUCGCCGGUACACGACCGUAUGGCCGAGGAUGCGACUGCCGCGCAAGCGGCGUCGUCCCCGGGGGCGAUCGGGAACAGUUUGAUCCCGAUCGUGAACCGGCUGCAUGACAUAAUUGCCCACCUCGGGAACUCGUCCAGCGCUGAUCUCCAUCUCCCCCAAGUGGCUGUGGUGGGGAGCCAGAGCAGCGGCAAGUCGAGCGUCCUUGAAGCGCUGGUUGGCCGGGACUUCUUGCCGCGGGGGUCAGAUAUUUGCACGCGGCGCCCGCUGGUCCUGCAGCUGGUACACAGGCCGAGGCGAGCGGAUUCGCCGGAAGGAGGGGAGGAGUGGGGAGAGUUCCUCCAUAUUCCUGGGAAGAGGUUUUUUGACUUCAGAGAGAUUCGCCGGGAGAUUCAGGCAGAAACAGAUAAGGAAGCUGGGGAGAACAAGGGUGUUUCUGAUAAGCAGAUUCGCCUAAAGAUUUUCUCUCCAAAUGUCUUGGAUAUUACUCUCGUUGACUUACCGGGAAUUACUAAAGUACCAGUUGGCGACCAACCUAGUGACAUCGAAGCAAGGAUUAGAACAAUGAUAUUUUCUUACAUCAAGCAAAAGACAUGCAUCAUAUUAGCAGUCUCUCCUGCAAAUGCCGACUUGGCAAAUUCUGAUGCACUUCAAAUGGCAAGACUUGCUGAUCCAGAUGGAUCUCGAACAAUUGGUGUCAUCACUAAGUUGGAUAUAAUGGAUAGAGGCACUGAUGCACGCAACUUUUUAUUAGGAAAUAUAAUACCACUUCGUCUUGGUUACGUGGGUGUAGUUAACCGUAGUCAGCAGGAUAUCAACCUGAACCGCAGUAUCAAAGAUGCAUUAGCAUUUGAAGAAAAUUUCUUCCGCAAUCAACCUGCUUAUCAUGGUCUUUCUCAUUGUUGUGGGGUCCCACAGCUAGCAAAGAAAUUGAAUCAAAUUUUGGUUCAACAUAUUAGGAAUGUGCUUCCAGGAUUGAAGUCUCAGAUAAAUGCAGAAUUGGUUACUGUAGCAAAGGAGCAUGCAUCCUUUGGUGAAGUUGCUGAAUCGAAGGCUGCAAUGGGAGUUAAACUGCUAAAUAUCCUAACAAAAUAUUGUGAAGCUUUCUCAUUUAUAGUGGAUGGAAAAAAUGACGAAUUGUCAACAACUGAGCUUUCUGGUGGUGCACGGUUACAUUACAUAUUCCAGUCUAUCUUUGUCAAGUGUCUAGAGGAAAUUGAUCCUUGUAAGGAUAUAAGUGAUGAAGACAUCCGCCUUGCUAUUCAAAAUGCAACUGGCCCAAGAAGUGCACUCUUUGUCCCAGAGGUUCCGUUCGAAGUUUUAGUGCGAAGACAGAUAGGUCGCCUACUGGAUCCAAGCCUUCAGUGUGCAAAAUUUAUUUAUGAUGAAUUAAGAAAGAUGAGCCACCGUUGUUUAGCUGGCGAAUUGCAGCGUUUUCCUGUCCUUCGUAGGUGUAUGGAUGAGGUAAUUGGGAACUUUUUAAGAGAUGGCCUUCAACCUGCAGAGACAAUGAUAACUCAUAUCAUUGAGAUGGAGAUGGAUUACAUUAAUACUUCUCACCCUAGUUUUAUUGGUGGAAGUAAGGCUGUAGAAAAUGCACAGCAGCAGGUUAAAUCUGUUAGAUUGGCAGCGGCAGCAUCUAGAGUAAAGGACGGAACUGACUCAGAUAAGUUGCAAGCUUCUGAAAAAAAACCCCGGGCUGUCCUUGCUAGAUCUUCUGCAAAUGGAGUUGUUCCUGAUAAUCAGGGUGCUCGAACCAUUGGGGACUCUGAACGACCUGGUUCAUCUGGUGGUACAACUGGAACUAGCUGGGUUUCAUCAAUCUUUGGAGGUGUUAGUGAAGAACGAGCACCCCCGGCAAAAGACGUUCCUUCGAAUAAGCCAUAUAACAUGCCUGUUCACAGUUUUGAAAGUUCACUAUCCAUGAUCCAAUUGAGAGAACCACCAAUAAUAUUAAAACCCUCGGAGAAUCAGACAGAGCAGGAGGCUCUGGAGAUAGCCAUCACCAAAUUAUUGCUGAAAUCAUAUUAUGAUAUUGUGAGAAAAAAUAUUGAGGACUCUAUACCAAAGGCUAUAAUGCACUUUCUGGUAAAUCACACAAAACGUGAGUUGCAUAAUGUGUUCAUAAGAAAGCUCUAUAGGGAACACCUAUUUGAAGAAAUGCUACGGGAACCCGAUGAUAUAGCUGCCAGAAGGAAAAAAUGCCGAGAAAAGCUCCGCAUUUUGCAGCAGGUUUACAAGACGCUAGAUGAGAUACCGCUUGAAGCUGAAAGCAUUGAGAAAGGAUAUACACUAGAUGCCAGUGAAAGUAGUCUGCAUGGCCUGCCUUCAUCUUUCUAUGCAGGAAAUAAUGACCUAAUGUCGCCAUACACAGCUUCACCUAAGAAUCCAAAAAGUCGCAAGUCGCAUCACUCUGGCGAGCAACCAUCAGCAAUGUAUUCCAGCUCCGACGUCAAUGGGCUGGUAUCCUAUCCUGUUGUUGAUGCAUGAUCACAGUGUUCCUUUUUAGGCCAGUUUGGAUGUUUGCCUCGUGUAUAGUUUCCUGAGUCGUAGUAGAUAAAGCUGUUAAAGAACUGUGGCAGCUUGCCAUUGGCGUUGGCACUCAUGCUUGAUGCGGAUCUGCUACUGCAGUAUCCAAAUUCAGUUCGAUUUUUUUUUUGAGCAAGUAUGAAGCUAAUCUAUAGAGUUCAUUAUUUUAAGUAUCUUUGGCAGUGACAUAUUCCACUAUCAUUAUAUCAUUUGUUUAGAACAAUCUCAAAAUGUUUUUGGUUAUUGUAAUUGUUAUUUAGUCAAAUUGAUGUUAUUCUACUUGAAGCUUAAUGUCCAAGAUGUGAUUAUUAGUAAA
This is a messenger RNA of Zingiber officinale, 2976 nucleotides long. RefSeq names its product dynamin-related protein 3B-like. Gene Ontology annotation, molecular function: microtubule binding; GTPase activity; GTP binding. The record is from RefSeq and is a predicted model, not a curated record. Lineage: Eukaryota; Viridiplantae; Streptophyta; Magnoliopsida; Zingiberales; Zingiberaceae. Bases 153 to 2621 code for a protein of 822 amino acids. Gene Ontology annotation, cellular component: cytoplasm; membrane; microtubule. The transcript has 20 exons.